AUGCAUGUUUGGUCCUUUGAAAUAGGUCUUUUGGAGCAUUUGGAGCAUAUGGGACGUGAGGAGCAUGGAGGACUUGGGCAUGGACGCAGCUCAACUGGAUACGCAAAGGAAGAAGGAGGAAGCCAUCUUGAAGACCAGCUCGACCAUCUACUCGACCAACCGGUCGAGUUCCUCAACUCGACCGGCCAAGCUUCAACUCGAUCGAGCUGGAAGUCAAAGUCAAACCCGAAAAAUGUUGCUUCCCCCUUGACUUUCCUUUGA
Molecule: messenger RNA, 261 nt
Organism: Microthlaspi erraticum
Lineage: Eukaryota; Viridiplantae; Streptophyta; Magnoliopsida; Brassicales; Brassicaceae
Source: the annotation of a GenBank genome assembly